CAAGUUCUCUAAUUGUGCGAUUGUGCUAUAGUUUAAUAAACAUUUUCGCUUCAACAAAAAAAUAAAAAAUAAAUAAAUAAAAAAAUUAAAUCAAUUACUGCAACUCCACUUCAACGGCUUAAUCAAGUCAAAUAGAAUUUGAAAUGCUAGCGCAUCAACGGCUUUUCUUUGGCCUUUCGGUCACGUUAUGCUGUGGACUCACUCUCGCACAAUAUUCGUCCAACAUGUUUCUUAAUGGCGAAUACCAUAACGGCAUUAAAGCUAAUCCAAGUAAAUCGAACGCGAUUAAUCCUGUAUCAAAUAUUUUCUUGGAGCAUGCAAUUAUAAGUCGGCAAGCAUCGCCCUUCCAAGGCCCCACUUAUUUACCACCUGAAGAGGUUUUGAAGUGUUCCGCAGGCAAACAGUGCGUUUUGAAGAGCCAGUGCUCCGAUGGCUAUUUCGCAAACCCAGCGCAAAAGGCUCAAAACUGUAAAUCAUCAACACACACGUGCUGUAUAUAUCGUCCACCUGCACCACCAACUACAACUCAACGCCCCUUCGACGUUUGCUCAAAGGAUCACGACUGUGUUCCAUCUCGCUUCUGCAAUAAUGGAGAAAUUGAUUCAGCCGAAUAUGUACAAAAAACCAAGAGCAAUCGUUGUUAUUCUCCUGAUAUUUGCUGCCGAAUACCCUCCACCACACUGACUGAUGAUGGGUAUGUUCUUCGAACUCCGGAGGUGAAGUUCACCAUUCCGACAACUGGUAGGCCCUAUCAACCCCCAUCUACACCACAAAGACCUGAUUUACCACGUCCACCGCCAACUCAAUUUCAACAACCAUCAACUCCACCUCGUCAACCACCGUCUCCACCUCGCCAACCACCAACUCAAUUUCAACAACCAUCAACUCCACCUCGUCAACCACCAUCUCCGCCUCGCCAACCACCAACACAAUAUAAUCAACCAUCAACUCCACCUCGUCAACCGUCAACUCAAGCUCGUCAACCACCAACAACACCACAGCGGGAAUAUUUACCCCCAAGUACACUUCCUACUACAUCGCAACCCAUAACCCCGCGCAACGAAUAUAUACCUCCUGUACGUACUACACCAUCCCGUCAAGUAUUCACACAGACCUCGUACCAACCAGCCGCACCACCAAGUGUAACCACUCCACGAUCACAGGCCAUUCCUACACCACAGAAUGCAUAUCUGCCACCAAGUCCUGCACUCCCGCCAUCCGACUACCAUAUUAGACAACCCUCAAAUACAGUUACCCAAACUGUAACAGCGUUGCCUCCAAGAAUACCGAAGCCUACGCCCCCACAGCGCGGUGAAGACAUCUUGUCACUUCCACUUGAUAAUCGAAGACAUUUAUCCAAAUGUGCCUCUGCUUUGGAGUGCACACCGGAAAAUCUUUGCAAUAGCAUCGGUGUAAUAAUAGAUCAACCCAUAGAUGUGACAUCGGCCGAAUCGGUUUUCCGUGUUCCCCUUACAGACUGCACACUCGAGAAUGGUUUGCCGGGCAAAUGUUGCCGCGACGCCAAUUACGUUGAUCCAUGGCCAAUUAACUUGGCUGGUGUAUGUGCAACCAGAAACAAGAAUACCAAACCGCAGGGUAUCCAAGAUGUUGACGCAAACUUUGGGGAAAUACCAUGGCAAGCAAUGAUUCUGAAAGAUUCGUCGAAGACCUUACUCGGCGGUGGAGCUAUUAUUGGUGACCAAAUUGUCUUGACAGCAGCCUCAGUUGUUAAGGGCGUAUCACCCAAUGACUUGAAAGUUAAAGGUGGGGAAUGGGAGCUAGGACGAGAUAGUGAACCGCUACCUUUCCAAAUCGUCGGGGUUAAGUCUAUUGAUAUACACCCCGAAUACAAUCCAUCAACGGGCUCUAACGACAUGGCGGUUUUAGCGUUGGAUAAAAGAAUAGAGUUUGCGCAACACAUUAAGCCUAUUUGUGUAACCAACGAGGAUCCGAAACCGGGCGAGAAGUGCAUCACUACCGGUUGGGGUAAACAAGCAAUCAAAAGUCACGAGGAAGGCGCCAUCAUGCACGUUUCAAACACAAUUCCCCAAGCGCGAGAGAGUUGCGGAGCAGAUGAAACCAGUGUCUGCAGUUCCGUGGUCAACGAUCCAUGCUUAUUCGACGUCGGCAGCGCUUUGGCUUGUGGCACAGGCUCUAGCGUUAUGCUUAAAGGCAUCUAUGCUGCAGAGAAUGCCUGUGGCGAAGGUCAAACUGUACGAUUUUCGAAGCCCGAUCUGAAAUGGGUCAACGGAUUCUUUACACUACAGAAUAAGGACAAACUGCUCAAAAAGAGGCGUGUGUAAGGGGGUUUAUGUGAAAAGACUUAGAAAUGAGUGACAUUAGUUUAGCAAAUAUCAACAUUAUUUACCAAUACCCAGCAUCUAGAAGAGCAACUCUCGCAUUCCCACCACCAACACCAACACCAACACGAAUGCCAAGAGCAUUUCAUCAUCGUUUGCCUUAAGCGUUGUUUUAAAAAAAAAUAUCUCAAUAAUUUUAACUCGUUGUAAAGGACGAAUGGGUAAAAUGUGCAAAAUUCGUACUUAUUAAUGUUGAGUGUAAAUUCUUAUUUUUGUUUUUCUUUUUCGUUGAUUGAAAUAUUUUUCUUAAUUUGUAUAAAUUAAAUAUAAUAUGUAUAAUUACUAUUGUUUUAAUAUGAAGAGACGAAGUCAUAGAAAUCACCUAUGAAAUAAGGAAAAUAACGAAAAUAAUUUUUUUAAUGCAGUAAAUAUAUAAUAUAAUGUAUGUACAUGCCUAUUAUGUGCCUGAUUCCACAACUAAACCUUCUUUCAUCAUCGAAUUAACGUCUUUGUCAUUUUAUACACAUUAAAAUGAUCAAUUUCUCUAAUUACAAAUAAAAAUGACUCCUAUAAAAAUAAAAAUAUUUAUAACUAAUAUUGUAUGUACUG
Molecule: messenger RNA, 2909 nt
Organism: Anastrepha obliqua
Lineage: Eukaryota; Metazoa; Arthropoda; Insecta; Diptera; Tephritidae
Gene: scaf
Product: inactive serine protease scarface
Exons: 7
Coding region: 144-2303 (719 amino acids)
Biological process (GO): proteolysis
Molecular function (GO): serine-type endopeptidase activity
Source: RefSeq, a predicted model, not a curated record